GUGCUAUAAUAGGUUUACCCGAAUAUCACGAACAACACGCACCGGCUUUCUUCCUUCCUUCCUGCACUACUUUUAGGUUUACCGCGAGUAGCUGAGCCGAGCUGGUGAUUGGCAUUCCUUCAAUGAUGGCGGAGACGAGUAAGAAUGCCAAAAUUGCGAGGAGGGCUGAUGGCGAUCCGGCUGGAAUCUCCGACAGACUCAGCUCCCUACCGGAUGAAAUCCUCUCCAGCAUACUCUCGCUCCUGCCAACCAAGUACGCGGCCGGAACCUCGGUGCUAAGCCGACGUUGGAAGGAUCUCUACACCGAGAUCACCAACAUCGACCUGGACAAUACCUUGGUUCACAAGCCUCUCAGCAAGCAACUCGCCUGCGAGAACAUGCCGCCCGACGCAGCCCAGAAGUAUCUGCAGAGGAAGAACCUAACUGGGUUCGAAGCGAGUAUGUAUAGAAUGCUCGCUAUGUCCAUCCUGUCACACAUUCGGCACUCCAGGUACCUGAAAUUCUCCCGCUUUAUCGACAACGUUCUGCUAGAACACAAGAAUCUCAACAGCGUGAGGCGCUUCCGCCUGCAUUUUUGGGUGAAGAAGCUCGAGUCCAACUUGAAGCCGCAGCUGUGGUUUUACUGGUUUGAGAAGGCGGUGACGCCUUCCUCGUGUGAGCUCGAGGAACUCGAUGUUAGAAUCGAGGGGGACAUCCUUGAACUUCCCAAUCGUAUGAUCUGUAUCGACGAAUGCUUCUACGCUUUGAAGAAUCUGAAAGUGAUGAAGCUCCAUGGGGUUAUUGUGGAGACUACUCCGCACGGCUCUGCUUCUCUUCCUAGUCUCAAGGUCUUGCAGCUUACGGGAGUGAAGACUGUGGAUUGCUCCGAGUCGGUAAGCAGGCUCAUCUCUGGUUGCCCUGUUCUGGAGACUCUUCAUCUCGAGAAUUGCAGUAGAUUAAAGAGCAGGAUGAUGACCGACAAGGAGAAAGACAUGCUCGUUGUUUACUUGCCAUCCUUGAGGAACUUGACCAUUAUCGGUUGUGUUGGCUAUGAUGUUACUCUGGUGUGUCCCAUUGUUGUACAAGCACCAAGUCUCCAGCAUCUCCAUCUUCAGGACUUUGCAGAGCUGCGGUUUCUCGACAGUCAAUCGCCUUGCCUUGUUUCUGCGCAGAUUGAUAUCGGUGAGAGCCAAAUCUUGGAUCAGUGCUUGAUUAGGUUCCUCGCCCAAAUCUCGAAUGCAAAGAGGAUGUACUUAUCUUCCCAGACAAUGUGUCUUCUGUCAGCAGCUGUGAAAGAAGAUGUCCAACUUCCUGUCUUCCCCAAUCUCACACAUUUGAUAUUGGGAACCGCGGGAAGCAGCUGCUGCCUACUGCACUCCUUGCUCAACUCUGCCACCAAAUUACAGACUCUUGUCAUUCACUUGGGGUGUGAUAAGGAAGAAGCAAUGAAGUGGGAGUCGGAACCUGCAUGCCUUCCCCAGUGUUUGGUGUCAAGCCUCGAGGAAAUCGAGAUCAAUGAUCUGGUAGCAGAUGAAAACGAGAUGAAAAUGGCGACGUAUCUGCUCAAUGCAGGAGCAAAACUGAAGAUAAAGAAGGUGAACAACACAUGCUUACCUCCUGGUGAUGGUCUUGACAUCAAAGACGGCAAUUUCACACAUCUUGCACAGCUGCUUAACCUGCCUAGGGGAUCCAACGACGAGGUUGAGGGCGAUAAUGACGACGAGAUCAACUUCACGGACGAGAUUGAGUACAAAGCUGAGGAUAACAACACCAGUGAGGAAGAUGAUGAGAUCAAUAUCGACGAUGAGAUCAAUAACUAUGAUGAUUACGAUUUAACACUCACUGACCUGCUGUUUGUUAUAUCAAAACUGAAGAACUAAUUAAUCCUAUAUGAUCUUGGGAACUCGGAAAGGAAUGGAUCUCCAAUGUGGGAUAGACUCAAUUCAUCGCCUUCUUGAUGCUGGAAGUAGUGUUACCAGAGCCCUUUUACCUAAGAGACCAAGCAAUCGAAUGUGAGGCCUAUGGACAGAUUUUGGUAGGGAUUUUAACGGUGAGUAGUAUAUUCCUCAUUGGAAAUAAUCAAUCUUCCCGCCCUAAUAUGAGGAAAAAAAAAAUCAAUCUUCCCGCCCUAAUAUGAGAAAAAAAACUACAGAUUUUUCUGCAUAGGUGGAUGAAGAAUCGCGAACAUAACAAUUUCUGGUUGACCGUGAAUAAGUUAAGUAAACUCUCUCAUGAAACUCAUAACCCUGACCCUAGACUAGAAAAGAACUCCAUGACUGCGAACUAUCAAGUAAAAGGUGAGAAGCAGAUAUAAGUAGGAAUGGCAAUGGGCAGGUUCGGGACGGGUAUCUCGAUAACCAUAUCCGCCCCUGGCAGAUUGAGUCCAGAUCGAAUAAUUCAUCACAUGACGUGGGCCGGGGGCAGGUCGACCCAUAUGGAUAUGGGUAUGUAGCUUAAAAUGAAAAGGUUAGAAAUAC
This is a messenger RNA of Linum trigynum, 2456 nucleotides long. The record is from the annotation of a GenBank genome assembly. Lineage: Eukaryota; Viridiplantae; Streptophyta; Magnoliopsida; Malpighiales; Linaceae.